AUGGAGCCAAGCUGUGAAGAGGACACUGGUGAGGAAGCCAUGGGUAACUCCGAGAGCCAGUACAGCAUCCAAGGUCCUAAGGGUACCAUCUUCCCCGGAAAGCACAAGCCGCCCUCCCUGAAGCCUCGCCUGACCAAAGACGAUGCCCUCUCCCCGCACUCGUGGUGGAAGAGUGCUCCGGUGGGCUCCGCAUACAAAGCCCGGUGUGUUGGCCGUGGCUGCCUGUCUCCCCCUAAAAACCACACUCCGUACUCCACCCGCCACUACGACUAUGCCACCAAGAGAGGCAGUCCAAGCUGGCAACGCCCCUCUGCCUGCGGGAUAAGGAAGCGGCACAUCUCUGACGACUACGAAGAGAAUCCAUACGGGGCAGAGCUUAACGGAAGUGCCUUAAACGAAGAUGUUGAGGCACAAGAGGAUCAGAGUAGCCCUCGGGUGGUAAUCAAGAAGGAUGGAAGUCUCAGGGUGGAGUUUACCAACACAUCAGGGAAUCCACUCGUCUUGGAUGGUGCAACCGGUCCAGUCCAACUCCUAAAGUUUUCGCCUCAUUUGGAAGCACAAUCCGCUCUCAAUUCUACAGAUACCAAUUUGAUUUGUACUGCACCCCCUGCAUCUACCUCCUCCACCGCCAGGACCAGCAAAGGUAGUUCUCUUAGCUCAGAUGGCUCCUGGUAUGACUCUCCAUGGGGGCCAGCGACAGAACUGUGCGAGUCCGAGCAGCCUUGCCAAUCAGUUAGCGCACUCGAUAACUCUUCUAUCCACCAGCUAGAUGCCUUUACUGAGCAGGCUCCAAUGACCAUCUCGGAUCUGUACCGGGAACCCACCAUUGCAGCAACAUUUCCAAUUGACCUAACCUCUCAGUUAGACGCGAGGCCGCAGCGAUCAUCGUUCGCUUCAGCUGUAGAUGUGCCUUUAGAGGAACAGGAUACAGAACCCAAAGAGUACUCUUCGUUUACGUUGCCUUGUCGGAGACCCAAGGCUCAUACUUUAAGUGAAGGGAUGGAGCAAGAGAGGCAACCGCAUCAGGAUUUAGGUGGGCAAGAGUUUGGCUUUUCUAAGAAGGACUCCAUCAAGAACCGCAUCAGACGGUUUAGUGACUGGACUGGCAGUCUCAGCCGCAAGAAGAGAAAGUCUCAGGAUUCUGGCAGAUUCAAAGAUGCCAGUGAUGGCUUUGACAGUGGAGUAGAUGGAUUCACCACUGACACCAGCUCGCCAUCACAAGUUUCCAGCCUUCUGUGGUUCCCUGGAUCUUCUAGGACCCAAUCCUCAGGGACCAUACACCAAAGCACCAACGAUGCACUGCGGCAGAACAUCUACGAGAACUUCAUGCGCGAGCUGGAGACCGGAACGGGACAAGGGACAACUGAGCGGCCCGACCCAUCCACGGGCACCGAGGAGGGGGAUAGUGACAGCGAAUCGGCUGAGGGCUCACUGGAGCAGCUGGACCUCCUGUUUGAGAAGGAGCAGGGCAUGGUGAGGCGUGCAGGUUGGCUCUCCUUCAAACCCCUCGUCACGCUGCACAAAGACAGGAAGCUGGAGCUGGUCACACGCCGCAAGUGGAAGCAUUACUGGGUCACUCUGAAAGGCUGCACAUUACUCUUCUAUGAGACCUACGGUAAAGGCUCCCCGGAGCAGGACAUGUCUCCUCGCUACGCCCUCCUGGCUGAAGACAGCAUUGUCCAGGCCGUCCCCGAACAUCCCAAAAAAGAGAAUGUAUUCUGCCUCAGUAAUUCGUAUGGAGACGUGUAUCUGUUCCAGGCUUCUAACCAGACAGACCUGGAGAACUGGGUGACUGCCGUCCAUUCAGCCAGCGCCUCACUUCUGGCCAAGCGUCUGGGCAAAGAGGACACAGUACGUCUGCUGAGGAGCCAGCUGCGAGGUUUACUGCAGAAGAUCGACAUGGACAGCAAGAUGAAGAAGAUGGCCGAACUGCAGCUGACUGUGGUCCAUAACCCCAAGAACCGCAAGGCUAUUGAGAACCAGAUUCAGCAGUGGGAGCAGAACUUGGAAAGGUUCAACAUGGACUUGUUCAGAAUGCGCUGCUACCUGGCCAGUUUACAAGGAGGAGAGUUGCCCAAUCCCAAGAGCCUGCUGGCCAUCGCAAGCCGACCCACUAAAACUACUCUGGCCCGGCUGGGGAUCUUCUCUGUGUCAUCAUUCCAUGCCUUGAUAUGUUCCCGGGAUGAGGCCACCUUGAGGAGGCGUUCGCUGUCCCUGACUGGCAGACAGAACAAAAGGGGUCUGUUCUCCUCUCUCAAAGGCUUGGACAACCUGACGAGGAGAGGGCGAGAGAAGAGGCCCUCCGCUUCACAGAUCUUUGAUGGCGACUGCGUGGGUCAACCGUACAGCCUCCCGCCCAGGAGCUCCGAGAGGCUGGAUGUCCUCAGCAGCAUCUACUCGCUGUCGCCCCCAGAAGGUGGCGUGUGGGAGAGCGCCGCAGAAAUGGUCGUGAGCGUCUACAUGCCAGACAGUUUGACAGUCCAGAUUCCUGCCAGGAGAGAGCAGACAGCGGCUGACCUUCUUUCUGUGGCAUGCAAGGUAAAACGGCUGGAUCCCUGUCUGCACUGCCUACGCCUGCAGAGGACAGUGGGACAGGGAGUGGAGGUCAGAUACGUGUCUUCUGAUGAGAUCCUUGAUGACCUGGUCACCGAUCAUCUGGAGGUGGUGCCUAUUAAUGUGUUUACUCUGCACCUGAGCAAGCCGAGCAGCGCUGCCGAUUUUGGGUUUGCAGUUACAGGGCACAUCGAUGGGCAGAACAACAGCCGGAUCUUUGUCAGUGAGGUGCCUUUGGAUGGACUGGCCUAUCGUCAAGGUCUGCGCAAAGGGGAUGAAAUCCUGAUCCUAAACAGCCUGUGUGUCUCCGGUCUGGACCUGGCUCGGAUCCAGAUGCUGUUCUCUGAGCAGGACCUACACCUCAGUCUGAGGCGGGAUGUCCCAGAAUCACCCCCCUCCUUUAACCACAUGGCUCCUCCCUCCAGACAUGUGCCCAAGCAGCAGCACCACCGCGCCAAAUCCUCUUCAGAUGUGCUGUGUGCUGACAACGGUGCUUCCCUCUGCGUAGGACCAGAGAUUGGUCACUCCCACUGCGCACACAGGCCCGUACAGCACAGCAAGAGCGCAGAUACAGUGUGUACAUUAUACCAGCCGCUUCACCAGGGAACACUGGGCUCGAUUGGUCUGAUGGACGACCCCAAGCCACCUCCAGCUCAGCGUGAUGCAGAGAUGUCAUCAGCUCCCCGGAGUGAGGCCACCCUGCUCAGGGCCUGUCCCAAACACCUGAGCGUCACCGAGAGGCUACGCAAGGUCAUCCAGGAGCUGGUGGACACGGAGAAGUCUUAUGUGAAGGACUUGACCUAUUUGUUCGAGAUCUACCUGAAGCCUCUGCAGAGAGAAACCUUCCUGACACUGGAUGAGAUGGAAAGCCUGUUCGGUAGCCUCCCUGAGAUGCUGGAUUUCCAAAGAGUGUUUUUGCAGACACUGGAGGAGAGGAUCGCCUCUUCACCUGACUUCAGCACCUUGGAGACCCCGUCCCAGUUCAAGAAACUGCUCUUCUCUCUGGGGGGCUCCUUCCUCUACUACGCUGACCACUUCAAACUCUACAGCGGGUUCUGCGCCAAUCACAUCAAGGUCCAGAAGGUUCUUGAGAGAGCUAAGACCGACCGGGCCUUUAAGGAGUUCCUGGACGCCCGUAACCCCACCAAGCAGCACUCGUCCACCCUGGAGUCGUACCUGAUCAAGCCGGUCCAGAGGGUCCUCAAGUACCCCCUGCUGCUGCGCGAGCUGGUGUCACUCACAGACUCAGAGAGCGAGGAGCACUACCACCUCUCCGAGGCCCUGAAAGCCAUGGAGAAGGUGGCCAGUCACAUCAACGAGAUGCAGAAGAUUUACGAGGAUUAUGGAGCCGUGUUUGAUCAACUGGUGGCAGAGCAGAGCGGACACGAUAAAGAGGUCACAGAGAUCUCCAUGGGUGAGUUCCUCGUGCACUCAUCUGCAGUUUGGCUCAACCCUCGCCCGUCGCUCGGCCGCAUGAGAAAAGAUCCGGAGAUGACAGUGUUUGUAUUCAAGAAAGCAGUCAUAUUGGUCUACCGGGAGAGCAACAAACUCAAGAAGAAAAUGGCAAACUCGCGAUCGGCACAUCACCACGGCGAUUCAGACGUGUUUAAAUUCCGUUGGCUCAUCCCUCUGUCAGCGCUGCAGGUCAGACUGGGAAAUACUGCAGGGACCGGUGCGGACAGCAGCUGCAUCUGGGAGCUGGUCCACUGCAGGUCUGAGGUGGAGGGGAGGCCUGAGACGGUCUUCCAGCUCUGCAGCAGUGUGCCUGAGAGCAAGGUCAACAUCAUCAAAGUCAUCCGCUCCAUCCUGAGGGAGAACCUGCGCAGGAACCAGAGGGGCGAGGGCACGCUGGAGAGAAACUGUAGGGAGCGGCUGGCCCCACUGCGCCGCACCCUGCCCUCCUCCGCCCGCCUCGGAUCCUCCCGGGCCUCGUGGCGCUGUAAGAAGCCAGUGGGCGAUUUCCCCGGAAACACGAAGGCCGAUUCGGACGAGGGCAGUCAGAGCAGUGGCACCUACAGCCUCUCGUCCAGCGCCACCACUCCUCUGUCCACCUGUCCGGACACCACGCCGCCUCCACCGGGGCAGAACUGGCCGGCUGCCCCUGCUGCCGCCACACAACCGCCCGCCUCCACAUCAGUGAAAGAGUCGGACAUUCUGAGCGACGAGGACGACGACGGCUUCAGCGAGACCCGGAGAGACAGCGGAGAGAGCGCUUCCCCCACCAGCGCCAUCGAGGCUCAGUUCAUCCAGCUCGCGCUCUCCGAAGAGGCCGCCGCACAGAGCACGCCGGCCCCUCGCGUGCUGCCCGAGGGGAGCGGCGUCACCCCGGAGACCCGGCCCAAGCUCAGACAGGGACACGGUGGAAAAAGCAGUAGUCUGCGGCGGAACCGGGGGGCUUUGUUAAAUAUGAAGGAGCACAGCCACUCACUGGACACAGCGCCAGCAGCGGAUCUGAAUUUGUUAUUGGAGAGAGAGUUCAGCGUCCUGAGUCUCACUUCAGUCGUCAACGAAGACUGUUUUUACGAGCAGAACACUGCGACAGAAUGCCCAAGCGUUACGUCGUCGUAG
Messenger RNA from Knipowitschia caucasica, 5121 nucleotides. NCBI's taxonomy places the organism in Eukaryota, Metazoa, Chordata, Actinopteri, Gobiiformes, Gobiidae. The record is from the annotation of a GenBank genome assembly.